GUUCUUGUGACUAGCUCAUGUGUUUCGUGUAUCUGAAGUCAUCACUUGACUUUUAUCUUGCUUAUCAAAGAUAUAAACAACAACAAAACUGAAUUGUUUUAUUCUCUUGUAAACCACUUAUUCAAUCAAUAAUAAUCAUGUCUCGUAACGAGUGGUUAAUGGUUCUGGUGAUCAUUGCUCUGUUUAAUCUUGAAAACUCACUUGGCAGGCUUGUUUUUGAGGGAUCCACUGGGAUUAUUAAUGGUUUCCCAAUGUUGACAAACACCAAGAAGCACGUCUAUGGUCAAGCCUUCGAUGACGAGCCAUUCCCUUUCAAGAAUUCGACCAACGGUAACAUGACUUCGUUUUCUUUUACCUUCUUCUUUGCUAUCGUCCCUGGGCAUAGAGAAAGAGGCUCUCACGGUAUGGCCUUCGUGAUCUCGCCUACAAGAGGCCUUCCAGGUGCUUUUGCUGAUCAGUACCUCGGAAUAUUCAACGAUACAGACAAUGGAAAAAGCUCGAAUCAUGUCAUUGCUGUGGAGCUCGAUAUACAUAAAGAUGAUGAAUUUGGUGACGUUAAUGAUAACCACGUUGGUAUUAACAUUAAUGGAAUGAGAUCUAACAUAUCUGCUCCUGCCGGGUAUUUUGAUCAAAAGGGUCAGUUCAAAAGCCUUUCUCUAAUCAGUGGAAAUCUACUCCGAGUCACGAUUUUGUAUAGCCAGGAAAAAAAACAGCUUAGCGUCACCUUAUCAUCACCAGAGGAGGCUUAUUACCCGAAUCAGCCACUUCUAUUACUGAACCAAGAUCUGUCACCGUAUUUGUUGGAGAAAAUGUAUCUCGGCUACACUGCCUCCACAGGUUCGGUUGGAGCAUUACAUUACAUAUGGACGUUACAUGUGUAUGAUAUCGCUGUGGUUCCAGAUCUGGAUUUCCCUAUACCGACGUUUCCUCCAUAUCCCAAGCCAAAGUCUCAGGUAAGACGGACUGUCUUGGUGACUUGCUUGACAUUGGUCCUCUUUGUUGCGGUUGCUGCAUCAGCUUUAAGUCUCUUCUUCUAUAGAAGACAUAAAAAGGUUAAGGAGGUUCUAGAGGAAUGGGAGAUCCAAUGUGGGCCUCAUAGGUUUGCUUACAAAGAACUCUUUAAAGCCACAAAGGGUUUCAAACAACUUGUGGGCAAAGGAGGGUUCGGUCAGGUUUUUAAGGGUACACUUCCAGGUUCAGACGCAGAAAUUGCUGUUAAACGGAUCUCUCAUGAUUCAAGACAAGGAAUGCAGGAAUUCUUAGCAGAGAUAUCGACAAUUUGUCGGCUUAGACACCCAAACCUAGUCAGGCUUCAGGGUUACUGUAGGUACAAGGAGGAGCUUUACUUGGUUUAUGACUUUAUGCCCAAUGGAAGUCUUGACAAGUACAGAGCAAAUAAAGAGCAACUCACUUGACAACGUUUCAAGAUCAUCAAAGAUGUAGCCUCUGGACUCUGUUAUCUGCAUCACGAGUGGGUACAAGUCGUAAUUCAUCGAGAUAUCAAGCCUGCAAAUGUCUUGAUUGACCAUCAGAUGAAUGCGAGACUCGGGGAUUUCGGGCUAGCCAAGUUGUACUAUCAGGGUUAUGAUCCUCAAACAUCGAGAGUAGCUGGAACAUUUGGGUACAUUGCCCCCGAGCUCAUAAGAAGUGGAAGAGCAACCACAGGGACAGACGUCUACGCCUUUCGGCUGUUUAUACUGGAAGUCUCUUGCGGUAGAAGGCUGAUAGAGCCACGAGCAGCCACCAACGAGGUCGUCCUUGCAGAAUGGACAUUAGAAUGCUGGGAAAACGGAGAUAUCCUUAAGGCAGCCAAUGAAAGACUCCACCAAGAACACAAUAGAGAACAGCUCGAGAUUGUUCUGAAACUGGGAGUAUUAUGUUCGCACCAGGUUGCAACAGUUAGGCCUGACAUGUCUAAAGUGGUCCGGAUCUUAAAUGGUGAUUCGAAGCUUCCGAGUAAUUUGCUGGAUAUUGUCAAGGCCGAGAGGGUUAGAAUGUGGUCUGAGACAUCUGAUAGUAUUCCAUCACAGGAGUCCAUCGGUACCUUGACAUUUACGGAACCUUUCACUUCCCACGGACGCUGAAAGCUGAUGUCAAGGUCGCUCGUGCAAAAAUAUGUUCUGUUGUUCAUUGUAUUGAAUGUAUCAUGUGGUUUAUAAUCUACCUAAGUCUGGUGUAACAUUGAGAAUUUCUAUAUUUGUAGUACCUGGACAAACAAAUGGACAUGAUGCUCCAUAUUGCCAGGUUUGUAACAUAAGCACGAUCUCUCAGAGGUUUUGAUAAAUAAUAUAUUUUCCUUAAAACA
This is a messenger RNA of Arabidopsis lyrata subsp. lyrata, 2305 nucleotides long. Its product is annotated as L-type lectin-domain containing receptor kinase V.4. The record is from RefSeq and is a predicted model, not a curated record. NCBI's taxonomy places the organism in Eukaryota, Viridiplantae, Streptophyta, Magnoliopsida, Brassicales, Brassicaceae. Gene Ontology annotation, molecular function: ATP binding; carbohydrate binding; protein kinase activity. Gene Ontology annotation, cellular component: plasma membrane. Gene Ontology annotation, biological process: protein phosphorylation.